CCCCGGCGGUGAAAUUGACACGGCGGAGAGAGUCCCCGUGAAACUGACCAGCGCGGAGAAGGGCCGGGUGAAACUGACGUCGCGAAGAACUUCCCCGUGACAUUGACAUCGCGGAGGGCGUCCCAGCUCCGAGCCUCGUCUCUUCCCCACCGGACCGGACCGGACCAGCCAUGCUGCUGCGCGGCUCCCUCUGGCUCUGCCUGGCCGCCCUGCCCGCCCUCUGCGCCCCGCUGGAGACGGAGAUCGUCACCCCCAUCCGCUUAGACCCGGACCUGAGCGGGCGGCAGUAUUCCAAGAGGGGGCCGGCGGAUCCUCCCCAGCACAGGGCGAUCUACCAGAUCACCGCCUUCCACGAGGAUUUCUACUUGAACCUGAGCCCGGACGCUCAGUUCAUCGCGCCCCACUUCGCCACGCAGUACCUGGGGCCCCGCGCCGGCCGGGGCGAGGAGGGCGCGCCGCGCCACUGCUUCUACUCCGGGGACGUCAACUCGGACCGGGACUCCUUCGCCGCCCUGAGCCUCUGCGGGGGGCUGACGGGGGCCUUCGGCUACCGCGGGGCGGAGUACCUCAUCAGCCCCUUCCAGAACGACAGCGGCAACCGGGCGCUGUGGAGCAGCCAAGGCGAACACCUGUUGCAGCGCCGCAGCGCGCCCGGCCCCGCCGGCAGCCCCACCUCCCGCUGCGGCGUGGGCUCCAACCUGAACCCAGCCAUCCUGCAAGCCCUGGAGAAGUACAAGGUCUCGCAGCAGCAGCAGGGGGCGGCGGCGGCGGCGGGCGGCUGGAGGCCGGGCAACGAGACCGGCGCCCGGCCGGCCAAGAAGGGCGGCCGCGCCAAGCGCUUCGUCUCCAUCCCGCGCUACGUGGAGACGCUGGUGGUGGCCGACGAGUCCAUGGUCAAGUUCCACGGCGACGACCUGCAGCACUACCUGCUCACCCUGAUGGCCACGGCGGCCCGCCUCUACCGGCACGCCAGCAUCCUCAACCCCAUCAACGUCGUGGUGGUCAAGUUCCUGGUCAUCGGGCAGGACGACAAGGGCCCCAAGGUCACCAGCAACGCCGCCCUCUCCCUGCGCAACUUCUGCGUCUGGCAGAAGAAGUGGAACAAGGGCAGCGACAAGCACCCCGAGUACUGGGACACCGCCGUCCUCUUCACCAAGCAGGAUUUGUGUGGAGCUACCACCUGUGACACCUUGGGAAUGGCAGAUGUGGGCACCAUGUGCGACCCCAAACGCAGCUGUUCAGUCAUUGAAGAUGACGGACUUCCUUCUGCCUUCACCACGGCUCACGAGCUGGGGCACGUGUUCAACAUGCCUCACGACAACGUGAAGGUCUGCGAAGAGGUCUUUGGGAAGCUGAAGACCAAUCACAUGAUGUCGCCCACUCUCAUACAGAUCGACCGCACCAACCCUUGGUCGGCCUGCAGUGCGGCCAUCAUCACAGACUUCUUGGACAGCGGGCACGGUGAGUGUGGGGAUGGGGUGGAUGGCAACUGGGGGAAGUGGGCACCCUAUGGCCCGUGCUCUCGGACCUGUGGUGGAGGAGUCCAGUUGGCGAAGCGUGAAUGCAACAACCCCGCACCUGCCAACGAAGGGAAGUACUGUGAAGGGGUUCGAGUGAAAUACCGUUCCUGUGGCCUGGAUCCCUGCUCAGACUCAGGUGAGGUGGUGGAUGGCACCCCAUGCUCCCCAGACUCCACCUCGCUGUGUGUCCAGGGCAAGUGUAUCAAGGCUGGAUGUGACGGGAAACUUGGCUCGAAAAAGAAGUUUGAUAAGUGCGGAGUGUGCGGUGGGGACAACAAGAGCUGCAAGAAAGUCUCCGGCCUGUUCACCAAGCCCAUGCACGGCUAUAACUUUGUGGUGCUCAUCCCAGCCGGUGCAUCCAGCAUUGAUAUCAGACAGCGAGGCUACAAGGGCCUAAUCAGUGACGACAACUACCUGGCCGUGAAGAACGGGCAUGGCAAAUACCUCCUGAAUGGGCAUUUCAUCGUCUCGGCGGUGGAGAGGGACCUGAUGGUGAAAGGCAGUGUGCUGCGCUACAGCGGAACGGGGACAGCGGUGGAAAGUCUCCAAGCCUUUAUGCCCAUCCAGGAGCCACUGACGGUGGAGGUGCUUUCGGUCGGGAAGAUGACUCCGCCUCGGGUACGGUAUUCCUUCUACCUGCCAAAGGAAAACAGGGAGGACAAGUCCUCAUACCGCAAAGACGGGAAGCGCCCGCCUGUCCUCAACAACAGCAUCCUUACCCUCUCCAACCGCCUGGAUACAGGCCGGCCGGAUUACAAACGCCCCUCUUACAAGUGGGCCACCACCAGCUGGGAGGACUGUUCCGUCACCUGCGGCAACGGGCUGCAGAAGCGCAUGGUGCUGUGCCGUGACGCCCUAGGCCAGCUGGCCUCCGCUUGCGAUGCCACUCAGCGGCCCACCGACAUCAGGAUAUGCGGUGACCCCUGCCCCGCAUGGGAGGCGGGACCCUGGUCGCCCUGCUCCAAAACCUGUGGCAGGGGGUUCAAGAGGCGCAUACUGAAAUGCACAGGACGGGGCGGUGUUCUGCUGCCCCGCGACCGCUGCAACCUCAGGAAGAAGCCCCAGGAGCUGGACUUUUGUACCCCGAGACCAUGCUGA
Gekko japonicus is the source of this 2618-nucleotide messenger RNA. It is a transcript of the gene ADAMTS15, whose product is annotated as ADAM metallopeptidase with thrombospondin type 1 motif 15. Gene Ontology annotation, molecular function: metalloendopeptidase activity. The transcript is spliced from 6 exons. Gene Ontology annotation, biological process: extracellular matrix organization; proteolysis. Lineage: Eukaryota; Metazoa; Chordata; Lepidosauria; Squamata; Gekkonidae. The record is from RefSeq and is a predicted model, not a curated record. Gene Ontology annotation, cellular component: extracellular matrix. The coding region runs from base 171 to 2618 and encodes 815 amino acids.